Chaetura pelagica (chimney swift) is the source of this 2031-nucleotide messenger RNA. It is a transcript of the gene SPARCL1, whose product is annotated as SPARC-like 1 (hevin). Lineage: Eukaryota; Metazoa; Chordata; Aves; Apodiformes; Apodidae. Gene Ontology annotation, molecular function: extracellular matrix binding; collagen binding; protein binding. The transcript has 10 exons. Bases 1 to 2031 code for a protein of 676 amino acids. The record is from RefSeq and is a predicted model, not a curated record. Gene Ontology annotation, biological process: anatomical structure development.
AUGAAGGCUGUAGCUCUCUUCAUUUGUCUUCUAGGAUCAGCUUUUGCUAUUCCAACCCAUCCCUUAAACAACAAACUUGGAACCCAUGGACAGAAAGCUCCAGAAAAGACUGAAGAGCUUCAUCAUGAAGCCCCACAGGAAGAGAAGGCAGGGUAUGCAGACAAAGCUGAUUUGCUGCCUGGUCACAGAAACCUAGAACCAGAUUUACCAGCAGCAGAUGCUGAGCACAGGGAUGAGCCCCAGCCCACUAGAAAACUAAGGAGAACAGGUAGCGAGCACCAAGGGAAAAACAGCCUCAAAAGCAUCAAUUUCCUUGCGCUGAGCAACAAACCAGGCUUGGCUUCUGAUAACCAGGAGAGUGACUCUGGAAGCAGUGGCAGAGAACUGUUCAGUUCUGAGCAUUCCCAGUUCAGGAAGCAGGAGAAACACAGCAAUGCAGCCAGUCGACAUGGUCUGGGCAGUGCAGAAAGUCCAGUGGAUGCUCUGAGCCUUGAUCAUGAGCAUAAUGUAUGGAAAUACAACAAAAACACAGUUGGCCUGUCUGAAAACAGCAGGGAAAGUGAUGAAGAAGAAGGUGUGGAAGAGGAGGAGGAGGAAUGGGGUGAAGAAACUGAUCACAGGUAUAUGAAGCACAAAGAUCACCAGACAAAUCAAAGCAACCAGCACAAAAGACAACGAAAUGAAAACAGGAUGCAAGGUGAUGAAGCCCUCAGAGCUCCCAGCCAAUCCAUCUGGAUAACCAAGAGAGAGAAACUGGACCUAGAGGGAGAAGAGAGUGAGAACAGCCAGAAGAAGCCUUAUCAAGGAGUCCCCCUCCCUCCAAAACCCCUUCGUGAAGAUCAGGAUGACAAAUGGCAAAGCCAAGAGAGGAAAACCCAAAGUCAAGUCCAUGAUCAGAGUGAUCACAACACGGUGGUGAAGAGACAAGAUAUGGAGGAUGUUGAUGAUAAUGGUCACAACAGCAGUGAUGUUGAUGGUGAGGAAGAUCUUAGCAACACCUGGAAAGAAGCAGCCUAUGAGGAAGAGGAGAGAAUCCAGAGUAAUAACCAGGAGAGCACCAGUACUGAGUACAAAGGAAUCACUGAAGAUCACAUUGCAAGUCGGCAGGACCCUGAGGGCUACCAAGAUGUCAAGGUUCAAGAUUGUCUUUCCUCUGAACAAGGUGACUGUGAGCCACCUACCUCUGACAGUGAGAAGCAACAACUGGAAACAGGUGGCUCUGUUCAGAGCAUGAGUUCAACAGAAAAUGAAGAGAAGUUGAAGACUACAGGCAGCUCCCAUGGUGACAUGGAAAGUGGAAGUAACAGGAGUGAGAAGGCUCUCCUGGAUCCCUGUCGGAACUUCCACUGCAAAAGGGGUAAAGUCUGCCAGGUGGACAAACAAGGGAAACCCAGCUGUGUGUGCCAAGAUCCUGCUGCUUGUCCUUCUACCAAAGACUAUGAGCGUGUUUGUGGUACAGAUAAUAAGACUUAUGAGGGUACCUGUCAACUUUUUGGCACCAAAUGUCAACUUGAAGGGACAAAAAUGGGACGCCAGUUGCACCUGGACUAUAUGGGCUCCUGCAAAUACAUCCCUCACUGCACGGACUAUGAAGUGGAUCAGUUCCCUCUCCGGAUGAGAGACUGGCUGAAGAACAUCCUCAUGCAGUACUAUGAACGUGACCUGGAUACUGCUGGAUUUCUAACUGAGAAGCAAAUGAGUAAGAUCAAAAAAAUCUACCAGAACGACAAGCGCCUUGUUGCUGGUGACCACGGCGUUGAGCUGCUCCUGCAUGACUUUGAGAAAAAUUACCACAUGUAUGUGUAUCCUGUGCAUUGGCAGUUUCAUCAGCUUGAUCAGCACCCUGCUGACAGGUUACUAACACACUCAGAGCUGGCACCUUUGAGAGCCUCCCUUGUUCCCAUGGAACACUGCAUCACCCGUUUCUUCCAGGAGUGUGAUGGGGACCAAGACAAACUCAUUGCUUUGAAGGAAUGGUGUCACUGCUUUGGGAUCAAGGAAGAAGACAUAAAUGAAAGUCUCCUGUUCUGA